AUGUCGUCUGUGCUAACGGAUUAUCAUAGAAAGCGUAUACGGUUACGUUCAAAAAUUUUACAAAGUCAACAAGAGCGUAUUCAACUUGAACAAAAAUUACAAUCAUUAUCGAGUAUUAAUUCAGGAUUAAUACAACAACCACAAAUUGAUCAUAUUCAAUCGUAUUUUACACAACUUAAUCAAGAAUCCCAACAUGCUAAAAAACGUAAUUCACAAUUAUUAAAUGAUAUAAUACAAGCAGAACGUAAUUUAAUUCAAAUACGUAUGAAUAUAGAAGAUUUAAUACGUUUAAAAUCUGGUCAUCCACAAUAUUUAGAAACAAAAUAUCCUAACUGGCAAAAACCUGUAUCGAAUGAAACAAAUAGAAUUAUUAAUAACAAUAUCUAUAAUUUUGAUCGUGUACCCCAGCAACGAAAUAUAUCAUCUAUUCAUUCGCCAUAUAAAUUUGAUUCUUCUACAUUAUUUAAACGACAUGAAGAUCAAUCGAAAGUUGAUAUGAAUUAUAAGAAUUCAUCUAUUAUAAAAAAUUCACACUAUGAUGAACGAUCAGUAUCAUCUGAAUCAACAUCGAAUACACUUUCUCGUUCAAAACGUACUGGUUCACUAUUUCGUACAGCAUUGAAUCGUUCUGAUCUUUAUUUUUUUAAUUGA
Messenger RNA from Adineta steineri, 651 nucleotides. The record is from the annotation of a GenBank genome assembly. Lineage: Eukaryota; Metazoa; Rotifera; Eurotatoria; Adinetida; Adinetidae.